AUGGUCCCGGGCCGGGACGUUUGCAACGGCGUUGGCAGAAAGGGGCUGAGAUGGACCCUGCUCUCCCUCCGGGCCUUUUUGAGGGUAAAAGAUUGUGACCAAAGAUUUACCUGCAAGACAACUAUCAACAGAUAAUAGAAAUCCAGCCCAAGGCAGCAGCCACUAGAAAGCAUGGAGCCUGGGAAAGUCUUGGAUGCCCCAUCAGACACAAGCAGCACUUCGAAAAACCACAAAUGUCUGGAAUGUGGGACCUUUUUCUGUGAGGAAGCCACUCUCGCAAACCACAAGAGAAUUCACACAGGGGAGAAAAACAAAAAGGGCCUUGAAUGUGGGACAUGUUUUUCCAUAAAAUCAAACUUGCUGCAACAUCAGAGACUUCACACUGGAGAGAGACCCUAUGAAUGCCCAGAAUGUGAAAAACAAUUUGUAAAUUCUUCUGAACUUCAGAAACACCAGACUGGGCACAAUGAGGAGAAACCCUAUAAAUGUGGAGAGUGGGGGAAAAGUUUUCUUACUCCAAGAGAGGUUCAGAAUCAUGAGAGAAUCCACACAGGGGAGAAACCCUACAAAUGUGGGGAGUGUGGGAAAUGCUUUUCCGAAAAACACAACCUUGGAAGACAUCAGAGGCUCCACACACGAGAGAAGCCAUACAGAUGCGUAGAAUGUGGAAAAUCUUUUACUCGAAAUGGAGACCUUUGGAGUCAUCAUAAAACCCACACAGGGGAGAAGCCAUAUCAAUGCAACGAAUGUGGACAAUUUUAUUGCACCGCAUCAGCCCUUAAAAGUCAUGUUAAACUUCACGCAGGGGAAAAAAAGUUCAAAUGUUUAGAGUGUGGGAGAACAUUUGCUAAUUCAUCUAAUCUUAGAAGUCACAGCCGAAUCCAUACAGGAGAGAAGCCCCAUAAAUGCUUGGAGUGCAAUAAAUGUUUUUCUCAAAAAAGUAAUCUUGUGAUUCAUCAGAAAAUCCACACUGGAGAGAAACCUUUUCAAUGUCUGGAAUGUGGGAAAUCUUUUCUUCAAAUAGGAAGUCUUAAAAUCCACAAGAGAAUUCACACAGGGGAGAAACCUUACAAGUGUUGGGAAUGUGGGAAGAACUUUUCUCAGAAGGCAAAUCUUUGGGCCCAUGAGAAGAUCCAUGCAGGAAUCAAACCUUACAAAUGCUUUGAGUGUGGAAAAUGUUUCACUGAGAGCUCAUCACUUCAGAAUCAUUGGAAAACACACACAGGGGAGAAAAACGAAAAGUGCCUCGAAUGUGGGAAAUGUUUUACCUUGAAAUCAAAUCUGCUGCAACAUCAGAGGCUUCACACCGGAGAGAGACCCUAUGAAUGCCCAGAAUGUGAGAAACGAUUUGUAAAUUCUUCUGAACUUCAUAGACAUCAGGAAUGGCACAAAGAGGAGAAACCCUAUAAAUGUGGGGAGUGUGGAAAAGGUUUUAUUUCGCAGAACCGUGUUCAGAUUCAUCAGAGAAUCCACACAGGGGAGAAGCCGUACAAAUGUGUAGAGUGUGGGAAAUGUUUUAUCCAAAAAUGCGACCUUGGAAGGCAUCAGAGAGUCCACACGGGAGAGAAGCCGUACAGAUGUGUAGAAUGUGGAAAAUCUUUUGGUUAUAAGGAGCUACUUUGGAGCCAUCAGAAAAUUCACACAGGGGAGAAGCCAUAUCAAUGCGUCGAGUGUGGAAGAUUUUAUCGUACCUCAUCAGCCCUUAGAAGUCAUGUGAAAAUUCACACGGGGGAAAAAAACUACAAAUGUUUAGAUUGUGGGAGAUCGUUUGCUCGGUCAUCUCUCCUCAGAAGUCACAGCCAAAUCCAUACAGGAGAGAAACCUCACAAAUGCUCAGAGUGUGAUAAAUGUUUUUCCCGGAAAGUUACUCUUUUGAAGCAUCAGAGUAUCCACACUGGGGAAAAACCAUAUAAAUGUCUGGAGUGUGGGAAAUGUUUUGCGCAACCUUCAGCAGUUUGCGUGCACACUGUAAAUCAUGCAGGAGAGUGACCUUACAAAUGUGCAGAGGGCGAGAAAUCUUUUCAUUGAAAAUCACAGCUAAAAAGGCACCAGAAAGUCCACAGCAGAUAUAAAUCUUUUCCAUUGUGAACAACUUUGGGAAUACUUCUUUUCAAUAGUCACACCUCGCAAUUCAGCAAAAACUUCACACAGUGACAAAAGCAAAAUCUUACAAUUGUUUGGUGUGGGGAAAAAGUUUUUCCUAGUCAAGUAACCUUAAAUAACAAUAGAGAGUAGAUAAUCUAACAAAAGUGCAUCUAUGUUAGGAAUUUAAGAAGGUUUGGCUCACAAGCAGCAGUAGUAGUAACUUAACACACUGAGUUACAAGUGUGGGGGAAUGUAGCAGUGGUGGGUUGCCCCUGGUUCGGACCGGUUCUAUAGAACCGGUAGCAAAACUGGUGUGAGGCUCCACCCACUGACCCUGAUGUCAUCAGAAGUGAUCUGUGCAUGCACAGAAGCUUCUGCGUAUGCGCAGAAGCAAGGCGUGCGCACGAGUAAAACGAUCCCAUCGCGAAGCGAUCGCGUUGCGAACCGGUAGUAAGGGUAAGUAGAACCCACCCCUGGAGUGUAGGUUAUAUUUUGCAGAGCACAGCUAGUCCUUGACUUAUUUAUUUAUUUAUUUAUUUUUAAAUUUGUAUACCGCCCUUCUCCCUGAGGACUCAGGGCGGUGAACAGCCAAGUAAAAGCAUGAACUACAAACAUUAUAAUACAAUUUAAAAGAUAUAUAUAAAUUUGGCCCCAUGAUUAAAAACAAUAACAAACAAUUAAAAACAUUUUAAAAAAAGUGUUAGGCCAGCCCGGCUUGCUGGAAAAAGAAGGUUUGAAGGGCACGGCAGAAGGCACCGAGGUCUUGGAUUCUCCUUAUCUCUGGGGGCAGCUGAUUCCAGAGGGUAGGUGCCCCCACAGAGAAGGCCCUCCCUCUGGGGGUCACCAGCCUACAUUGUUUAGCUGAUGGCACCCCGAGGAGGCUCUCUCUGUGGGAGCGCACAGGUCGAUGGGAGGCUGUCGGUAGCAGCAGGCAGUCUUGAAGAUAACUAGGUCCUAUGCCAUGGAGCGCUUUAAAGGUGGUAACCAACACCUUGAAGCGCACCCGGAAGACCACUGGGAGCCAGUGCAGCUCACGCAGGAGAGGUGUUGAUGAUUGCAAUUAGGAACAGAUUCCUAGUCAUAGAUUUAUACAGUCAUACUUUUUGGCACCUAUAUGACCAGAUCUGAUUUUGUGACAUUUUUUUGUGGUCAAUAAGUAAUAAGCAGUCCUAAGUGUAAAGCCACUCUUCCAAAUUUGCAUUUUAUGUCAAAAAUGCCAAAAAACCUGCAAAUUGUGAUCUGAUGGCUGCAGGAUUAUGGAACUGGUUGCAAAAGCCGUCUGGUUGCCAUAAUGUGGUCACAUAACUUGCGGGGGACAUUGGAGGACUACCUGUAAGGAAACCUUGAUAAACCCUGAAGCAUUCACAAAAGGGCGAAAUUGUAUAAAUGUUUGGAAUAUUCUAAAGUACUGACUCCACUGAGACCUCUGGAGGCCCCAAAGGAACCCCAAGAAAAAGGAAUUGUGGGUUUGGUGUGUAGGAAAUAUUUUUCUGGAAUGUCUACCUGGGAAAAAUGCCCUCCAAAAACACUCUCCAGGUGCUUGCACGACUGGACACUCUUUCCGGGUGACAAACUGCAUCACAGCUUGGUGUGUGGAAAAUCUGUUCCUUGAAAUGAGACAAGUGUUGUCAAACAUUUGUGAGCCCCCACAGAGAAGAGCCUUAGAAAUCCUUGUAGCAUAGAAAACGUUUUAUCCUGAAAUUUAAUUUAAUUUAAUUUAAUUUCCAAUUUAUAUACCGCCCUUCUCCCUGAGGACUCAGGGCGGUGUACAGCCAAGAUAAAAAACAUAGAAUACAAAUAUCAAAACAUUUAAAAAUAUAUAUAAAUUUUGGCCCGAAAGUUAAAAAAUCACAGACUGAUUAAAAGAAUUUAAAAAUUUCUUCUUAAGCCAACGCGGCUUGUUGAAAAAGAUAGGUUUUCAGGGAACGACGGAAGGCAUUGAGGUCAUGGAUUCUCCUUGUCUCCGGGGGCAACUGAUUCCAGAGGGUGGGAGCCCCCACAGAGAAGGCCCUCCCCCUGGGGGCCACCAGCCUACAUUGUUUGGCUGAUGGCACCCUGAGAAGGCCCUCUCUGUGGGAGCGCAUGGGUCGAUGGGAGGUCGUCGGUAGCAGCAGGCGGGCUCGCAGAUAGCUAGGCCCUAUGCCAUGGAGUGCUUUAAAGGUGAUAACCAACACCUUGAAGCGCACCCAGAAGACCACCGGGAGCUAGUGCAGCUCGCACAGGAGCGGUGUUACAUGGGAGCGCCAUGUUGCUCCCAUCACUACCCGCGCUGCUGCAUUCUGGACCAGCUGGAGCCUCCGGGUGCUCUUCAAGGGGAGCCCCAUGUAGAGAGCAUUGCAGUAGUCAAGGCGAGAAAUCUUUUCAAAGAACACAAAGCAGUUCAUAAUUGCAGUGAAGUGAGAAAAAGGUUCCCUGGCUUGGUAUUAUUUAAAAAAAGGUUGUGAGGUAGAGGGGGAAAAUAUCCUUCAGAUAUCACUUAAGCCUCCGGGUCUCUUUUGCUCCCUUAUCCACCCUCAGUCCUCUCGAAUUCACAGGGGAAGAGACCUGAAGAGACUUGGGUCCCUAGCUCUGAACUGGGACAGGAAAUUCUCUUUUUAAGAUUGUAAAGUAAAACUUUUAAAGGUUUCACGGAAGUUUUGUUUCCAUGGGAACUGCAUGAAAGUCCAUAAUCUACUGGAGUGGGACUUUUUUACAUUUCCAGCUGUUGUGCAAUUUUCAGAAAAAUAUUUGCAUUGUCCUACAGCGUGUUCUUAAUUUCUCUGGAGUGCACUUUUCUCACAUUGUUCAGGACAGAUUUUCUCCCCACCAAACACCCGUGUGGUUUGUCACCCUGAAAGAGGGUCCUGCAGUCCCUGCAUCACUCGGAUUUCUUCUGAAGGAACUUUAUUACCUAGGUAAUAAAGAGAACUUUAUAAAGGUAAAGGUUUCCCUGCACAUGCGUGCUAGUCAUUCCCGACUCUAGGGGGCGGUGCUCAUCUUUGUUUCAAAGCCAAAGAGCCGGUGCUGUCGAAGACGUCUCUGUGGUCAUGUGGCCAGCAUGACUCAAUGCCAAAGGCGCACAGAAUGCUGUUACCUUCCCACCAAAGUGGUCCCUAUUUUACUACUUGCAUUUUUUAUGUGCUUUUGAACUGCUAGGUUGGCAGAAGCUGGGACAAGUAACAGGAGCUCACUCUGUUACGUGGCACUAGGGAUUCGAACCGCUGAACCACUGACCUUCUGAUCAAAAAGUUCGGCGUCUUAGCCAUUUAGCCACCAUAUCCCUUUAAAAUAAAAGUUCUUUUAAAAGAAAGAACUUUAUUACCUAAACCUACGUAAUAAAGAGAAAAGAAAGGGUGAGGAGGAGGAGGAAGAAGAAGUCAAAUUUAAGUUUUUCUUGUUGAUUUAUCAUUUUUGUUUUGGGAUAUAUGGGGUUAUUAUUUCAGGUAAUGUUUAAUAUCUUCCAAUUUUAUUAUUUUAUAAUGUUUAUUAUCAGGGGGAUUUAAAGUAAAUGGAAAAGGGGAUUACAUACUUAAAUAGUUGUUAGCUAUUUAUUUCCCCAUUGGAUCUGGAUCUUUGUUGAUCAAUAGGGAGAGUGGAAGAUUUAGAGAGAAGUUUGUAAAAAAUAGGAUCAGGUAUAGAAUGAAGAUGCACCUGUUUGAAUUGGAGAUAAAUCGCACACUUGGGAUAAAUUGGAGUACAGAUUGGUUACUUAGCACAUACAUCACAGGUUAUGAGAAAUGUAACUUUGAAUUAUGUAAUAUUCAGUUUGUGUGAAUUAUAAAUGGAUACCAGGUUGCCAAUCAUGUGACCCAAAAUUCAGUUAAUGUCAGGUUGCAUUGUGUGCAAUUAGGGUCACUAUAUGUACAGUUGUUUUAUCUAUAAAUAUAAUAUUCUUGUUCUUUA
This is a messenger RNA of Pantherophis guttatus, 5967 nucleotides long. RefSeq lists its product as uncharacterized. Gene Ontology annotation, molecular function: DNA-binding transcription activator activity, RNA polymerase II-specific; RNA polymerase II cis-regulatory region sequence-specific DNA binding. Lineage: Eukaryota; Metazoa; Chordata; Lepidosauria; Squamata; Colubridae. Gene Ontology annotation, cellular component: nucleus. The record is from RefSeq and is a predicted model, not a curated record. Gene Ontology annotation, biological process: regulation of transcription by RNA polymerase II.